AUGCAUUGUUAAAUUGGAGCAAUUUCUCUGUCUUCAAUCUCAAUGUCAUUAAGUAACUUGAUGAAAAAGAGAUCAUUUAAUUAUUUAAAUAUUCGUUUAUAUAGUUAAGGAUGUGAUCGCUCACUUUAUUUCAUUAUUUUUUAAUUAAAUGGGAAGUAAGAUAAAUUAAAUAUUGUAGAUUUAUGCGGAGAAGAAAGACAAGAGUCGAAAUCACUCAUGAAAUCUAAGUUGUGCCUCUCCAAAGUUAUAGGCAAGGCAUUUGUACAAAUACUUCAAGGAGAUAUUUUGUCAGAAUCAGCAUCGGCUAUUUGUAAUUUCAAAUUGUUGAAUUAUUAUUAGUAAAUCUUGCUCAUGAUCCCUAUUCUGCUCAAUUCAUUAAAAUCUAAGUAUCCUCCAUAAACACUCGACCUCAACGUAAACAUUUAUUUUAUUCAUUAGUAAUUGCUGGAAUACCAACGAUUACUCCUUUUCAUUAGAAUGGAAUCCCAUUUGUAAUUCACCUGAGAAUCCAGAACAACUUUGUAUCAAAUCCUUUAAUAAUUUAAGCAUUUGCAAGAUUAGGAAGAUCAAAUACAAGCAUUUGUUGAUGCCUUUGAAUUAGCGAGUUCUAAAAAUAUGGAAUGUAUUUCAUUCACAGAGCCUCCUAAGGACAUAGCACAGAAUCAGAAGAAAGAUAUCUACGCAAAAUUAAUAUUAUCUGCAUUCUAAUUUUUCGUUUUUAACUCUACUGAUCCCAAGGUUACUUUAUUGAAAAUAAUAAAUCCAGACUAAAAUACGACUAAUAUUUAUAUGAAAGAAUUACUAUAAAUUGCAGUCAUUAGCACAAAAUAAAGUUAUGAUGUCGAACAAAAUAACAAUACUAAGGAGGAGUAUUAUAAAAAAUAAAAUGAUUAACUACAUAUUCAACCAACAUUAAAAAAUAAAGAAUAAUAAGACAAUAUUGAAAAAAUCGAAAACACUGAACAAACCUGUGUCAAAGAAUAAAAACAACAGCAGGAGGAAUUACCGCAAUCACAAGAUUAAUAGGAUAAGCAAUAAGGUUUGGCAACAGAAAAUAAUACUUAGCAAAUUCAAUAAUAAGAUACAUAAGUUUAGAACGACAAAUUUGUUGUUGAACCCCCAUAAUAAGUUAAUAAUAUUGAAUUUGAUUACACGAAGUUCAUCAAUGAUUACUCAAAGCUUUUGGUUUCCGAAAUCUUACAAAAGUCGAUAGAAAAUAUACAAUCUUCAGUUGAUUGUUGA
Molecule: messenger RNA, 1242 nt
Organism: Paramecium octaurelia
Lineage: Eukaryota; Ciliophora; Oligohymenophorea; Peniculida; Parameciidae
Source: the annotation of a GenBank genome assembly